GAUGUGGUUUUUCAUCUUUGGUUGGUUUUUUACCGCAUUUGUUGUUCUUGGAAACGUUCUUGUAAUUUAUUUGAUCAUCACAAGACCUCGAUUACACGUUGCAACGAACUGGUUCAUUCUUUCUCUAGCACUAGCCGAUUUCUGCUUUGGAUUAAGCUACUUUCCGAUAAUUUUUACUUCGUAUUUCGACGCUGAAAUAUCCACCGAUCAUACAGGGCUAUGGUUCAAAAUCAGCCAUACAUUUCUCUAUUCUUCAUGUGUAAAUUUAUGCGCGCUGAUAACGGAUAAAUUUGCCACAGUUAUGAAGCCGUUGACGUACGCUUCCUAUAUGACACAAAAACGACUAUUGUCUACGAUCGCUUUAGCAUGGAUUUCACCGUUACUUCUGUUCACAUUACCCUCGAUUUUCACAUAUUCAGGAAGAAACGAAUUAUUUACGUUUGUUUUCGAAACAUUCAGAGUACUUAUUUUUCAGCUUGUGCCAAGCGUAAUGUUUGUUUUGAUAACAGGACGUCUUUUCCUGAUAGCAAUAAACAUUUCGCAUCAAGAAAAACUUCUACUUGCCCAACUCAAGUUUAAUUUUUGUGAGGAGCCGCAACAAAGUGUUAAGAGAAUCAAAGAAAAGAAAGCUUCUAUGAAAAUGAUCUUCUUAAUUAUUUUAUUCUUCGUUCUUUGUCACCUUGGAGGAAACUAUCGUUGCUUUUGUUUCACCUUCAAAAUGUGUGUCGCUUCGGAGACUUUGAAAAAAGUUAUUCACAUCUGUUUUAUUAUAAACUCGGCUUUGAAUCCUUUAGUAUACGCUAUUUUGAAAAAAGACGUGAAACAGGAACUGAAAAAGGUGGCUAUGGCAAAAAAGCAGUCAUUGGUAAAAGCCUUUAACCAGAAUUCACCAGAUCGUUCACUUAAUUGAAUUUCGUUAGCUUUUACAUACUUUAGUUUGUGACAAGCCUGACUGCAGAGGAUGGCAGAUGCACGCACAUUAAUUUCCUUUCCUGUCAAACAUUUCACACGUCAGAAUC
Molecule: messenger RNA, 1019 nt
Organism: Stylophora pistillata
Lineage: Eukaryota; Metazoa; Cnidaria; Anthozoa; Scleractinia; Pocilloporidae
Product: octopamine receptor beta-1R-like
Biological process (GO): G protein-coupled receptor signaling pathway
Cellular component (GO): membrane
Molecular function (GO): G protein-coupled receptor activity
Source: RefSeq, a predicted model, not a curated record